Messenger RNA from Fulvia fulva, 1080 nucleotides. RefSeq lists its product as uncharacterized. The transcript is spliced from 2 exons. The record is from RefSeq and is a predicted model, not a curated record. Lineage: Eukaryota; Fungi; Ascomycota; Dothideomycetes; Mycosphaerellales; Mycosphaerellaceae. The coding region runs from base 1 to 1080 and encodes 359 amino acids. Gene Ontology annotation, molecular function: oxidoreductase activity, acting on the CH-OH group of donors, NAD or NADP as acceptor.
AUGACGAACCACGUAACAAGCGGUGCCGGUAAGUGUUGGUACGAACACUUAACAAUCGACAUCCUCGCCAGCGUCCUCUCGAACAGCAUCUUCCACCCCUUUGUCGCCUGGAUCAUCCCGCUCUGCCUCCGCUCUCUCCAAGCGCCGUACGAUAGCAACGAGUUCAUCGCAUCAUGCAUAUAUGCCUCCUUCAUCACAUUCGUGUGGAUGCUGAGCAUCAUCAACAAACGCGUAGCAUAUGGCUUGCCGCGCGAGAUGGACUGGAAUGAAGAGGUCGUGGCCAUAACAGGCGGAGCCGGUGGACUGGGCAAGAUUCUGGCUGAGAUGUAUGGCAUGAGAGGUGCUAGUGUUGCGAUACUGGAUGUUGCCGUUCCAGAGAAAGAGAGUGAAGGAAUGGCAGGAGUACAGUACUACCCAUGUGACGUGGGAGAUCAUGCAGCGGUGGAGAAAGCCAUGGAGCAGAUAGAGAAAGAUCUGGGCCCACCCACCAUCCUCAUCAACAACGCCGGCAUGGUAAGCGGCAAACCUCUCCUGGAACUAACAGCCCAAGAACUCCAACGCAACUUCAACGUGAACCUCAUCUCCCACUUCCACACAAUCCGCGCCUUCCUCCCCGGCAUGCUCACCUCCGAAACAGGCGGCACGAUCGUCACAGUCGCAUCCGUCCUCGGCAAAAUAGCAGCGAGCCACCUCGCCGACUACUGCGCAGCGAAAGCAGGCCUCAUCGCCAUGCACGCCUCGCUUCGAGCAGAACUUGCUUCCCCGACCGCACCAGAGGGAGCCGAGUAUAUACGAACUAUCCUUGUGACGCCAGGCCAGCUAGCGACGCCAUUAUUCGGACAGCUCGAGACACCUUCGACGUUCUUCGGACCGGUUGUGGAACCGGUGGAGUUGGCGAGGGCGAUUGUUAAGAUGGUUGAUGCUGGGGAGAGUGGAGAGAUCAGUAUGCCAUUGUAUGCGAGGUGGAUCGAGUGGACGAAGGUGCUGCCUGUGGGGAUGGAUAAGGUGGUGCGGUGGAUGAGUGGGAUGGAUCGGGCGAUGGAGGGGGUUCAUGUGAGGAGGAAGGGGGCAGAGAAAUGA